Molecule: messenger RNA, 932 nt
Organism: Nicrophorus vespilloides
Lineage: Eukaryota; Metazoa; Arthropoda; Insecta; Coleoptera; Silphidae
Gene: Roe1
Product: grpE protein homolog, mitochondrial
Exons: 4
Coding region: 121-780 (219 amino acids)
Biological process (GO): protein import into mitochondrial matrix; protein folding
Cellular component (GO): PAM complex, Tim23 associated import motor
Molecular function (GO): protein homodimerization activity; adenyl-nucleotide exchange factor activity; protein-folding chaperone binding
Source: RefSeq, a predicted model, not a curated record
AUUACAUAAAAAAUUCCUACUUAUGUAUGACGUAAAACAUAACCAAUAAACUUGAUAAAGUCACGAACUUAACCUGUCGGUCGGUGUGAAAGAGGUUCAUACAAACAUUUUACAGAAAAGAUGUCUUUAAUUGGGGCAAGAACUCUUAUGAAAUGCGGGCAACUCAUCAAUGAAACGUUUUUAUUGAACAUCAGGAGUGCAACCCAUUUAAAAAACAUCCAGAGGCACAACAAUACAGCAGCCGCAGAUGAGAAACCAAAAGCAGCAGAAACAGCUGAGGCUAAACCAGUCAACGAGGAAGUGGAGAAACUGAACAAGGAGAUUUCUGAGCUCAGUGAGAAGAACAAUGAACUGAUGGAUAAGUACAAAAGGGCAUUGGCUGAUGGUGAGAAUUUGAGGAACAGAUUGACCAAACAAAUUGGAGAGGCCAAGCAAUUUGGAAUUCAGAGUUUCUGUAAAGAUUUGCUGGAUGUAGCUGAUGUCCUGAAUAAAGCCACAGAAAGUGUACCAAAAGAAGAGGUAAACAGCAACAAUCCACACCUGAAAAGCCUGUAUGAAGGUUUGGUGAUGACAGAUGCACAAUUACAAUCUGUUUUCAAGAGGCACGGUUUGGAGAAAGUGAACCCUGUAGAUGAAAAGUUUAAUCCCAACUUCCAUGAAGCCCUGUUCCAACAGGACGUUCAAGGCAAGGAGCCGGGAAUUGUAGUGGUAGUUUCUAAGAUAGGUUAUAAAUUGCAUGAUAGAGUGGUCAGGCCUGCACUUGUUGGAGUAUCCAAGUAAAUUUAAAUGUAAUUAGUGAAAAGGACGGUUAUUUUUGUGAUUUAAUUAUAUAACAGAAAAUAACUAAUAGAAAACAAUAAAAUUUUGUAUAUAUUUUUUAAUAUUAUAUUAUAUUUUUGAGGUUAUAAACACAAAGUGGCGAAAAACAUGUU